AUGCGUCUCCCGACCACCACCACCUUCCCCAUUCUCUUCCUUAUUUCCCUCCUCCUACUCACCCCACCCACCCUCGCCAAAUCCGACACCUCACCCAACUGCGGAGCCAGGGGAAAGUGCACCAUCGCGGGUGAGCUCCGCUGCGAGCAAAACGAAGACGGUCGCUGGAUCUCCCGCUGCGAUGGGGUCUGCCGCGUUUUCCUCAAGUUUAGCAACGACUGCAAUAUCGGUGCUCAAGGAAUAGGAGCUUAG
This is a messenger RNA of Plenodomus lingam JN3, 252 nucleotides long. RefSeq lists its product as uncharacterized. Lineage: Eukaryota; Fungi; Ascomycota; Dothideomycetes; Pleosporales; Leptosphaeriaceae. The record is from RefSeq and is a predicted model, not a curated record.